AAUGUGCCCGCUUGCUUCCCUCCCUUCUCUAUCUUCACUUCCUGCAGAGGCAGACUGCUGUCUGUUCGGCUGGUAAACAUGGCUACUGCUGGAGCAGCUGGUGACGACCUGAGGAAAGAGCUCACAUGUGCAAUUUGUUUGGACUUCUUCAAAGACCCUGUUAUACUGAAAUGCGGGCACAAUUUCUGUCGGUUUUGCAUCUGCAUGCACUGGGAUGAAAAUGGCGGAGACUACGGAUAUCAGUGCCCUCAAUGCCGAGCGGUAUUCAACAAGAGGAGCGUCACUAAAAACUACCUGGUGCAGAACCUGGUAGCUAAACUGAACGAUUUGGAGUGUCUGGGUUCUUCCCCUGCACCCGCUCAACCCGUUAAAGUAGAAGGAAAGUGUGACCAACAUGGAGAGGAGCUGAAAUUGUACUGCCAGACUGAUAAAAGGCCCAUCUGUGUGGUCUGCAGGGAAUCUAGAGCACACAGACACCAUGAAGUAGCACCAGUGCCCGAAGUUGUGAAGGACAUGAAGAUGGAGUUGAAAUUGAGACUAAUGGAGCUCAACUGGCAGAAGUCUCAAUGUGUAAAAGUUAUAACUGCUGAUGAGCGCACCAGAAAUGAAGUGAGGUCGAAGAAACAAAGACUCAAGGAGAAGAUUGAGGCGGAUGUUGGUGCCUUGGUCCAAUUCUUGCUAGACGAGAGAGACUCCCUGCUUGAGAGCCUGGAUGCGGAGGAAGUGGCCUCCAUGGCCGUCAUAGACGAGAACUUGAAGAUUGUGGAGACCGAAGUGGCAGCUGUGGACAAAGCUAUUGCUGAUAUCCACAGCCACAUCAGUGGGAAAACUAGCUUUGAGAGCCUUGCUGAGACAUUCCAUGAAUACAUCCAUUGCAAGCCUUUCACAUCUCUGGACACGGUUAAUUGUCCGACUGAAUUUACACACUUCUCAGGGCCCUUCCAGCUCAUCAUGUGGAAGAAGAUGAUGCACGUGCUGCAUACCAUGCCUCAGAACCUCACCUUAGACCCAGACACGGCUCACCCAAACCUCCUUAUCUCAGACUUUGACACCAAAGUGGAGGAGGGCCGUGUUCGUAACCAGGAACCAGAUAUGCCAGCCCGCUUCACCAGGUUCUGUGGUGUCCUUGCCACAGCCCAGUAUGCCAGUGGACAGCACUACUGGGAAGUGGAUGUGAAGGACAAAGGUGUGUGGUACCUGGGAGUCACCACUGAGUGCAGCAAUAGAAAGGGCUUCGUUAGCCUCACUCCCUCCGCAGGAUACUGGAGCCUGUCUCUUCAGGACCGGCUGUAUGCCAACGGAGAGGACGGGCGCAUCCCUGUCGCAGACUACUGGAACUCUCCUCGGGUCGGUGUGUACCUGGACUAUGACAAUGGGCGUCUUAGUUUCUAUGACGCUGUCACAAUGAAGAGAUUGUACAUGUUUGACACAUGCUUUGAAGAGCCUGUUUAUCCUUUCUUCAGCCCAGGAAAGAAUGAUCCGGGCAGCAGGUUGCAGAUAUGCCACUAUUACUGAGAACAAUGUGAUAAGUGUUUAAAUCUAAAGGGUUAACUCUGUAUGGCAGUGUAUUCAGAUUUGCAAGGUUUUCUCUCACAGAUCAGUCCUGAGUGACACGGUGAUGUUGACCCUUUGCGCAAUGUACGAUAUGCAUUUGAGCUGUUACUUGUUGGUCUUACUGAUGUUAAAAA
Molecule: messenger RNA, 1688 nt
Organism: Etheostoma spectabile (orangethroat darter)
Lineage: Eukaryota; Metazoa; Chordata; Actinopteri; Perciformes; Percidae
Gene: trim47
Product: tripartite motif containing 47
Exons: 8
Coding region: 79-1515 (478 amino acids)
Molecular function (GO): protein binding; zinc ion binding
Source: RefSeq, a predicted model, not a curated record